This is a messenger RNA of Apodemus sylvaticus (European woodmouse), 1314 nucleotides long. Its product is annotated as tryptase-like. Gene Ontology annotation, biological process: proteolysis. Lineage: Eukaryota; Metazoa; Chordata; Mammalia; Rodentia; Muridae. The record is from RefSeq and is a predicted model, not a curated record. The coding region runs from base 177 to 1112 and encodes 311 amino acids. Gene Ontology annotation, molecular function: serine-type endopeptidase activity. The transcript is spliced from 6 exons.
UUUCCUCCAGGCUUGGAUUGGAAGGUGGCAUGCCCUUCCUCCUGCCCCGCCCUGAUCUGGAAGGAUAAAUGGAGAGGGAACCUGAGGCUGGGUAGAGAAGAUCAAAGACAGCUACAGUGAUCUCUCCCAGACCAGAAGCAGAGUGUCCAAGCCACUAGAGACCUCAAGCUCCUGGAAUGGGCCUACCUUCCUGCUCCCAGGUUCCUGGCUUGUUCUGCACCCUGCAACCCUAUAGGCCUAGCCCAGCCCUCACCUCCAACUGGGCCUGCACUACUCCUCACUGUGUCCAAAUGCUGAAGCUGCUGCUGCUGACACUGCCCCUCCUGUGCAGUCUGGUGCAUGCAGCCCCUGGUCCAGCUCAGCCACGAGAGGGCAUUGUGGGGGGACAGGAGGCACCUGAGAACAGGUGGCCCUGGCAGGUGAGCCUGCGUGAAUAUGACACCUACUGGAGGCAUAUCUGUGGCGGCUCCCUCAUCCACCCACAGUGGGUGCUCACGGCGGCACACUGUGUGGGACCGAAUAUCAUUGGCCCCAACAAGGUCAGAGUAACACUCCAAAAGAAGUACCUCUAUUACAAUGACAACCUGCUGACUGUGAGCAAAAUUAUCACACACCGGAACUUCUACAUCGCCCAGAAUGGGGCAGACAUUGCCCUGCUGAAACUCACAAACCCUGUGAACAUUUCCAGCAACAUCCACCCUGUCUCCCUGCCUCCUGCCUCCAUGACCUUCCCCUCAGGAACACUGUGCUGGGUGACAGGCUGGGGCUACAUUGGAGAAAAUGAAAAGCUGCGGAAUCCAUUUCCUUUGAUGGAGGUGCAAGUUCCCAUUGUAGGAAACCACCUGUGUGAAUUGAAGCAUCACAACGGUAGCAGCACAGGUGACCAUGUCCGUAUUGUCCGUAACGACAUGCUGUGUGCUGGAAUUGAAGGACGUGACUCCUGUUGGGGCGACUCUGGAGGACCUCUGGUCUGCAAGGAAAAAGAUACCUGGCUGCAGGCAGGUGUGGUGAGCUGGGGCGAUGGCUGCGCACGGCCCAACAGGCCUGGCGUCUACACCCGUGUCACCUAUUACUUGGACUGGAUCCGCCGCUAUGUGCCCAAGGACUUCUGAGUCGCAUCCAGGGUGACCUCUGUUGCUCCCAACAUUCUGCUUCCUGCCCGGGUGGCAUCCCUGCUUUCCUCUCCUGCUCCCCAUGCUGAGCCCCAACUCUGCUCUACCUAAGCCCCUGACCACCCAUGUCCUCCCACUCAGGUAGCUACACUGUGCAGGUGGCCACUCUCUGCUGUGGCUCAAUAAAAUGCAUUAAAGCUGC